UCGGACAGGCAAACCAACGCAGUUUCCUGCUGACCCUCUUGGUGUUCGUGCUGACCUCUCUGUAUGGGAUCAGUUUGGUGCUUUGCAGCAUCUGUCCUCGGCAGUAUGUCAUGACGGCUCUCUUCUACUGCCCCGGUGUCUACAGCCAGUCCAGCUCAGCACUUUGCUUCACGUGUGCGUGGUACAGCAGCAUUGUAACAGGUGGACUGCUUUACCUCUUAGUGGUGCAAGUUAGAAAUAUCAGCUUCAACGUGACGGAGCGGGAGGCUCAGCUGGCUCUGAGGAACAAAACGGGCCAGAGCCGCCUGUGGGGACUCGUCAUCGACACAGGAGAGUAUUCUCGUGGCUUCUGUCAGAACUGGGUUGAGUUCCUCACCGUGACAGAUGCUUCAGUCUCUCCUCGCUCCAGCCUCACUGACUUGGUCUAGUUUCACUUUAUACUUUAUCCUGAUCACAGACUGUUAAUGCAGCAUGUCUGAAGAACUUCAUCUCUAGUAUUUCCUUGGAUUUAUCAGCUGAUGACUUCCAAUGCUCACUGCAUUCCACCCUCUUUAAUAUCAAACAUCACAAACUGUCUUUAACUCGGAAAUAAGU
This is a messenger RNA of Hippoglossus stenolepis (Pacific halibut), 594 nucleotides long. RefSeq names its product palmitoyltransferase ZDHHC23-B. The transcript is spliced from 2 exons. NCBI's taxonomy places the organism in Eukaryota, Metazoa, Chordata, Actinopteri, Pleuronectiformes, Pleuronectidae. The record is from RefSeq and is a predicted model, not a curated record. Bases 111 to 428 code for a protein of 105 amino acids.